AUGAAGUUUCGGUUUCUAACUCAACAUUUCAUAAUAGGUAGUAAUGAUAUUGAAGAUACUAAUCCAAUCUCAUUUGUUACAGGAUGGAUUAUUUAUGAAAAGUUUAAUGAUCCGAACAAAAGUGAUGAAAAUUAUGAAAUUGUUCUCAAAUGCUUUCAAUCCAAAGACUAUCUUUCGACAUGUCAUUUGUAUUGUCGUGAAGAAAUAAAACAAAUCAUGCUAGAGAGAGUGGGUUUCAGGGCAGCAAGUGCUGCCGCUUCUUGUAAACUUAGCAAAAUGUGA
Molecule: messenger RNA, 282 nt
Organism: Dentiscutata heterogama
Lineage: Eukaryota; Fungi; Glomeromycota; Glomeromycetes; Diversisporales; Gigasporaceae
Source: the annotation of a GenBank genome assembly